Cherax quadricarinatus is the source of this 8050-nucleotide messenger RNA. Lineage: Eukaryota; Metazoa; Arthropoda; Malacostraca; Decapoda; Parastacidae. The record is from RefSeq and is a predicted model, not a curated record.
AUCACAACUAGCGAGCAAGUCUGCCACUUCUAGGCUUUUAUUGUCGCUACAUUCAUCAUUCAUCACGUGUGUUUAUGUGAUGAUUUGUGCAGUGGUGUAGCUGGUCUUUCGGUGAGACACGGCAGUCUAAUCACUGCCACGGCAGUCCACCCACUGCCUGGGCAAUCCACCCACCACCAUGGCAGUCCAACCACUGCCACGACAGUCCAACCACUUACCACGGUAGUCCAACCACUGCCACGGUAGCCCAACCACUGCCACGGCAGUCCAACCACUCCCAUGGCUGUCCAACCACUGCCACGCAGUCCAGUCACAACUUCGGCAGUCCAACUAUUGCCACGGCAGUUCAGCCACUGCCAUGGCAGUGGAGGAUACUUGAGUAGUGUACUUGGCAAGGAAGGAUAUCUCAGUAGUGUCUUAGACAAGGAAGGAUACCUCAGCAGUGUCCUGGGCAGGGAAGGAUACCUCAGCAGUGUCCUGGGCAGGGAAGGUUACCUCUGCAGUGUCCUGGGAAGGGAAGGUUACCUCAGCAGUGUCCUGGGAAGGGAAGGUUACCUCAGCAGUGUACUGGGUAGGGAAGGUUACUUCAACAGUGUCCUGGGCAGGGAAGGUUACCUCGGCAGUGUCCUGGGUAGGGAAGUUUACCUCAGCAGUGUCCUGGGCAGGGAAGGUUACCUCAGCAGUGUCUUAGGUAGGGAAGUUUACCUCAGCAGUGUCCUGGGUAGAGAAGGUUACCUCAGCAGUGUCUUGGGCAGGGAAGGAGGAUAUCUCAAUAAUGGAUUAAUAAAGCCUGCUAAAUAUUAGUAAAACAACAUAUACAGCAGUGUGGUCAUGAUCCGUAACCUUUGACCAUGCGAGCCCUGACCUGUGACCCUCACUCACGCACAUCCUACACUACAACUUUCAUAACAACCUGACCCAUUUUUGUUAUGUGUUGCUUUUAGUUUUCAUAACUGUUAUUUCACAAAAAUAAUGGUUGACGUAUUUUAUUACAAAUGUUUUAAUUCGGUCAUAUAUGAAAACGAAUUUGAGAAACAAAGCAUUAGUAAACAUCAGGUCAAAUUGAUAAUAAUAAUAAAAGACAAAACCUUCGACAUCUUAUUUUAUUCUAAAAAGUCGAGUGUUGAUGAGACGUGUAGGUCACCUUACUGUAGAAGAGCAUCAUUCUGAACCAUCAUUCUAAACCAUCUAGUAUUUUAUUCAGAACAGCUUACAAUAAUUUCCUGAUUCAUUACUGGAUAAUGUGUGUGGUAGCCUUAGUAUACACACUCAGGCCUACCAGUCAAAGCAACUACCACUCUCAUGGGUUUAUCACUCUUUUACAAUAUAAUGACAUCCGAUGACACUUGUGUCAUACAACAAGGGUCAAAAUAACAACCGUGUUAGUUGAUCAUAACACAACAUUCGUGUGAUGAUACUAGCCCAGGAGGGAAAAAUUAUUCCUCUGUGAGGUAUUAUACUCUGUGGCGUAAUACAAUAGUCCUUGGUUUGACUAUGGCUUCUGUAUCAAUCGAAAUACCAUUCCUGAGAGAUUUUUGUUACUGCCGAAGGUGUGAUCCCAGUCUAGCUUUAUAAAACUCAGUGAAGGGGUGCAAAAUCUUCAUUCAUUUGUGGUACAUUGACUGAGACAGGUGACAAUGUCCACAUGUAGCCGCCUUUAUUACCCUUAUACCACUAACUUGUGAAUAUCUGUGACUGAAACAAUACCACUAGCUGUGGUUGGAACAAUGCCACUAUCUGUGACUGGAACAAUGACACUAUCUGUGAUUGGAAGCGUGCCUACAUCAGGCUUCUAUAGUCAUCCCCUGUAUAGUCCUUGUGGCUUAGCGCUUCUUUUUUAUUAUAAUAAUAAUAUAGUCAUCCCUCUGGGGUGAAGUCCUAGAUUAUUAAUAUUUUAAAGUGUAAUAUAUUUAUGUAAGUAAACAAUACCUUGAUGAUGAGAGUUUUAUAUGGAGUCGCUUCCAGAAAUCACCGCCCCCGCAGCCCGGUCCUAAACCAGGCAUCCUGGUUGCUGGCCUUAUUAAUCAAGCUGUUAGUGCCCGCCGCCCCGCAGUCCAACGUAUGCACCGCAACGCAGUUGAUCAGGAACUGUUUUGAGGAAUCUGUAGUUUCCCCUUAAAGACAGCUACUAGGGGUUUGUUGGUGAUCUCUCUCUUGUGGAUGGAGGGAGGAUGUUGAGGAGUUGCAUUUAUUGACUUCUCUCUCAGUGUACUCAUCGCUUCCCUACUUUUCAUUGGAGGUAUCCUGCAACAUCUGGCAAGCCUCUUGUGUUUAUAAGUAGUAAUUUCGGUGUGCAGCUUUGGUAUCAGUCCCUCCGGUAUCUUCCGGGUGUGGAUUAUGAUGUCUCUCGCCUACGUUGUAAGGAGUACAGUUCUAGGGACCUCGAGCGCUCUCAGUAAUUUAAGUACUUGGCUGUGUUUAUAUGAACUGUGAAGGCUAUCUGAACUGUUUUUUUUCAGCUCAGCAAUUUCACCUGCCUUGAAGGGAGCCGAUACACAGCAAUACUCCAGCCUACAGAGAACGAGCGACCAAUAAUCAUCAUUGGUAAACUAUCAUUGUUCUUGCAGUUGCAAUAAUAAUUUUGUUGUGCUCCUUGAACGUGAGAUCUGACAUUAUCGUUCUCAGACUUACUUUUUAUUGAGUGGUUUGAGUUUGUACUCUGAUCUUGUUUUCAUUUCCUUCAUUCUUUCAUGGCGUAGUAAUUAAAAUUUGUCCUCAUUGAACACCAUAUUGUUGUCAGUGACCCACUGGAAGAGUGUUGAUAUCAGCUUAGAGACUCGCUAUAUCUUCAAUGGAUGCCAUUUUGACACUGAUUCUACUCUACAGACGAUGGUACAGUGCCAUGAUUGAUGUCCCUGUCUAUGUCAGAACUGAAAAUGAGGAAGUGGGGCGAGAACCGUGCCUUGGGGGACAGAACUUUUUACUAUAGCAAUCCUUGAUUUCACGCCGUUUACUAUUACUUCUAUUAGUGAAAAACUUAAAAAUCAAUCUUCCCACAUUCCCAGUUAUUUCUUUUGUGCACAAUUUGUGUGCAAUUACCCCAUGGUCGCACUUAUCAAAGGUUUUUGCAGUCAGGGUAUACUACAUCAGCAUUUUGUGUCUUAAGAGCAUCCAAGACCAUGUCGUAAUGGUCCAGAAGUUGCGAAAGAAAAGAGCGACCAGUUCUGAACCCAUAUUGACCUGGAUUAUGAAACUCCUGCGAUUCCAUGUGAUUGAUAAUCUUGCUUUAGUCUAUAGUUUUUUUUUCAUUGCUAUACUACCGCCUUUGUGGAGUGGGGUAAUAUCAAUGGUUUUUAAUGACUGCGAGAUGACUCCAGUGUCUAGGUUUCUAAUCCAUAGAAUAUUUAAGGUACAUGAUAGUUUUUUUGAAAUUCUUGAUGCAUAUCGAAUUCCAAGAGUCUGGGCCCUGGGUGGAGUGCAUAAGCACGCAAUCAAUGGCUUCUUCGAAGUCAGGCGGGGGAUAGAGUUGUAUCAGUCUUAGCAGAUGUCUGCAGCAUUUUGUGUCUCAUUCAUGGAGACCUUAUUUGCUUAUUUGGGUUGUCAGCCUUAAGGCUGAUUAGUGACUCACUGCACACUAAGUCGUACUGGGAUUUAAGUGUUUCAUUCAUUCAUUUCGUUGUUGUCAGUAUGUCCCAUUUCCUUUGAUUAAAGGCCCGAUACUGGAUUACGUUUUUGACCUGAUUAUCAUUAUUAUUAUUAUUAUUAGUAUUAUAGAAAGAAGAGCUAAACCUACAGUUUUUGACUUGAAUUUUGCAUAUGAGUAGAAGUAUUUGGGAUUUCUCGCAGUUUCACUUAUAGCUUUUCGCUCCUUCUGUCUCUCCUGGACUCUGUACACUGUAUUCAGUUUAAGCUCACCGUUUUCUGGCUAAAGAGCCAAUGUUACUUUUUGUUCUUCAGAGAGUCCGUUCUCCUAUAGAGGGCACACUUUUAUAACGAUAUGUGUCUUGAGCAUUUAGAGCCAUUGAGCUCAUCCUCUCCAUAUACUGGUUUAGAUAGCCGUUUAUCAUAUUGUCUUCCAAAUUAAUUUCAACAAGCUCAUGAUUUAUUAUCUCCCAGUUGAUGCGUUUGAUGUUAAAGUUAAAUUUGUUGCAGAUACCUUCAUGGUUAAGAGUGACCAAUGGUUAUGUAUGUCUUUACCUCUGUUAAGUUUUGGUCUGCGUUUACUGUCUUCGACACUAUAAUGUUCCGAACUAGGUCUUCAUUAUUAGUGAAUAUAAGGUCUAAAAUAUUUUCUAAUCUAGUUGGUUCUGCUAUUUGCUUGCAUAAGGCGAAUUUGUCGCAGUCUCAGUAGUCGAGUUGUACGAGACAGUUCACCUAAACUAUCUCCUGGGAUUCUUUCUUCUAUUAGUCAUUGCUACAUUCUUCCAUUUUAGGUAUCUUAAUUAAACUGAAGUUUCCAUAGUUGCUCUUUAGUUGGGAAAUUGAUGGUUCUCAUAGUUAUAAUUAGAUUUAGAUUUUCAAUUUUAACCAGCCGAAUUUCUACCACAUUCGUGGUGUUGAAUAAUUCGGUGCAUGUAAGUGAUUCUUUAACAUUCAGCCUUUCUCCCCCCCCCCCCCUUGUCUGCUUUUUCCGGUCGCAUCUGAAUAGGUUGUAACUAGGAAUCCAUAUUUCAUUGUCCAAUUAACCUUCUGUAAAGGUUUCCGUAAAGGCUGCAUAUUGCAUUUGACUCUGUGAGGAGGCCGCUGAUGAACGGUAUUUUGUUGUUUUUGCUAGGUUGAAUGUUUGCAAAAAACAAAAUGUUAUGUUUGUCGCUGAGCUGGGAGGCUUGUUUGUUGGCUUCAAUAUUUGUGUCCCUGGUGAGACCGCCACUGGUGGUGUUUCCAGUCUAGGAUAGUUCCGAGAUGGUGGCAUAUUCUAACCAUUUUUUGCUCUUCUUUUUCGCUUCCUGGCACUAAAAAAAAAAUCAUUACUACCUGCAUGGUUGUAAUUACCAUCGUCAGUUUUAUGUUCAUGUUGCCUUAUGCGCCGCGUUCCCUCGCAUGGAACGCUGGGUAAAUGUCAUUAUAACAACGUUUCUCAUUGAGUCCCUGCACAUUUUAGGGUAGAAAUAUGUACGUACAGGUCUUGGAAUAACAUACUCCUUUCUUCAGGAGAGUAUGGCAUUUCUUGGGGUGCUCUUGAUUCUAGAAAGUAAUAAUAUGUUUUCGAAUUCCUUGCAUCGAUCCAAAUUGCCUCCCAUUCCUCAUGCACAGUAUGACACCUGCGGGUUUAACGCUUUCCUUGGUUAUAAUACUGCUGGUUUAGCGUUUCCCCUGAUUAUAAUACUGUGGGUUUAGCGCUUCUAAUUAUAGCGCUUCCUCUAAUUAUAUUAACAGUAACUUUAACUACAUAUUUAUUUCUUACAAAAAAAAAAUUGUGAAAUAUUAUUGACGUUUGAUUGGUUGACUCAUUAUCAGUCUUUAACGGAUGUUUGUAAAUUGAAUUUACAAACAACUGUUUCUUAGAAGUGGUCAAGACGCAUCAAAAGUAGACCUUUGUUAUUACGAUAUUUCAUCUGAAUGAUGAAGCCUCGUGAAGGUGAAACGUCCUGCUAAUAAAGGUCUCUUUUUUGCUCUUUUUUUAUCAUACUGUAUUUAAUUUAGUUUGUUAAUUGUUGUUCAUAGUUUAUCUUCGCUGUAACACCCAUGCGAGUUUACAGCUUUCCAGUAAUAAUAAUAAUAAUAAUAGCUCAUCUUUGUAUAGGUCUUUUUCAGGGUUCUUGAUCAGAGGAAUUGUGACUAACCUCUCCUUCCUCGAAUCAAACCUAAUUAUUCCCACCCCUGGCAUUCCCUUGGGAACCUGUAUGAUUAAUAGGUUUAGCUCUUCAUCAUAUUCAUGGUUUAUAACCUUUGCGUGGGACGCUGCUCAACAUCCCAACAGCCUAUCAGAAUCGUAACUACUGUUGUUUAUAUUAAACUUUCAAAGAGCGAUCAGACUGGUAGUAUGUCUCUCACUAGAUAUAUAACUCUCAUAAUUAUAUAAAAAAGGCAUAUAUACUUUAGGAAACUUGUUAAGAUACGUUUCGAAUUAUUAUUUUCAUGGGGGAGCGCUAAGCUGUUGGAGCUUUCAGCACCUGAGGGAAUGGGAAGUAAUCAGGUUGGGUCUACGGAAGGAGAUAUACAAUUUCUUGGUUCAGAAGUCCUUUACCGGCAUCAGGGAGUCUUCCUUGAGUGGCCACAAGUGUAUGCACCUAGGGGUAAAUGGCUGCCACAAGUGUAUAUGUAGUCUAGGGGCAAAUAAAGCUGCAGGCUGCUACUAUUCUGGACUGUGAUAGGGACGCAGACGCACUUAGCUUAAACCCAUAUCUGAUCAUACACCAACGUUAGAUGAAAUGUGUUUCGGAACUAUAUCAGUUAUUUUCGUGGUUAUUUCGACUUAAAAAUUUUCAGAUAAAUGUUUUCUUCGUUAUGAUAAAUUCCUAAUGUAAAUGUCUUUCACUGACGCUCUAAUUCAAUCGACUGCAUUUGGGGAUUAACUCUCUUCCAGACUACUUCCCGACUCUCUUGAACCUGAUAAUUAGGGCAUUUUUUUUUUUCAUGUAGCUUUGUUUUGGUUUUGCAUGACUUAAAGUCAUACUUAUUUGUAAUCAUUUCAAGUUUGUCAGUCAGUAUUAUUCGGUUGGUUAUUUAAAAAAUACCUUAUUAUUUUGUUUGAAUGCGAGGAAUUAUAAUGUAGUGUUAUUUUCAGACUGGCAUUGUCUUGCAUUAUCAGAGCUAAAACCAGCUUAAUUUGUCAAUUUUCCGAGAUUAUAUUAACUUAUUUAGUGAUUAUCAGUCUAAUCAACAUUAUUUUACUACUAAUCUCAGAUGAAAACAAUAUUCUUAAACUAAAGCCUUUUAAAGGAAUUCACAGCUGUCAGCGCCAUGCACAAAUAUUAAGUUGUACUUGUAAAAGUGACCCAAUAUCAUUCACGAAUGAUUAGGUCCCUUUCCCCUCCAGUAUCAUACGGUCUUAAUCACUUACACAUGUAUUUUCAUUAGCAAAAUUAAUAAGGAAUGCCUUUUUUUUUAUAUUUCGCAUUAGCGAAAUGUGUCGUUCUUGGGUGAUCAUUGUCAUCACAGGGAGAUGUGCACACGGUUACUUAUGUUAGAGCAGUGUAUUGCAAGUAGAAAGUGUAGUUUUGGUGUAGUGUAAGGUAGUGGUUGUUGUAUGAGCCUCGUCCCUUCACCACACCGCCUGCUGCUGGUAGUUGUAGAUAUCUCACACCAUAUCACAUAGCCUAUUGCUGAUGCUUGUGCUGGAGGCUUAGCCUUCCACCACAGUACCUGCUGAUGGCAGUUGUGGUGAUGUUGGUAAUGCAGGCCUCGGCCCUCCACCACACAAGCCACUCACUACGGAGAGGACACGAAGGUCCUCCUCUUCCUCCUCCUGCCACUCUUGGAUCGGAUGGCUGCCUCACCUCCCGUGUUUUGCUUUGUUUCAGAUGGGCGCUACAAACCGUACAAGUGUCCCCACUGCUUCAAGAGCUACUCCUCCAAGUCCAACCUGAACACACACGUGCGAGACCUGCACGCUGCUGUGCCCCAGGUGUUCACCUGCCCGUACUGUAACAAGAAGUAUUCGUCCAAGAACUCUCUGCGCUACCACAUCACCAUGUACCACCGCGAGGAAAAGAACCGCGAUCAGGCGCUCCAGCACGCUAUAGCCACCGCCCAGCCCAUGCCCCCACUAGGUCUUCAGGGCAACUCUGCCAACCCUCACGAGCCUUCCCUUGCUAGCCAACUGCCUACUAGUGUGCAGCAGCAGCAGCAGCAACAACAACAGCUGUUCAGCCACAUGCAGCAACCUCUCGUCCCACAGCCAGAACCUCUUGUGGAGCUGAGCAUGAGGGAUGAUAUCAAGUACCGGGCGGCUGCUACCUCCAACACAAUGAUGAGCGACUCCAAGUGCCACCUGCCUCCUGCCACCACUUCCGAACACUAGGAUAACUACGUGGAUCCACGGCGGCAACAGCAGUGCCCCAUCUGCUACAAGUGGCUGAGCAAGAGGACCCACUUACCCACACACAUUCGUGACCAGCACUCUUCUACUACAACGUACCAGCACAAGUGUGACGUCUGCAACAAACAU